GAGUUGGCCCAUCGGUUGGGAGCCUUCAGAAAGGACAGCUUGCUUCCUCUGCCUCAUUGUGAGGAAGACCAGGCAGACGUCCACCUGAGGGACAGAGGAGGAGGGCUGGGGCAGAAGAAAUGGGAGGAAGUGGCUCAGUCCUGGCCAGACUCGCAGGCUGUGAGGUAUGAGUGGCGUAUGAGAGCUGGCAGCCCCACUUGCAGCCACCAGCACUGAGGCAGGGGCGGGCUUGCAGGGGCUGGAGGGUCCAGGUCUGGAGAAUGAGGCGCAAGUGACCAGUGCAGUCUCAGGCCUCCCUGCCAGUGGACCUCCCACACCCGCUGGCGCCUCUGUGAGGCGGCCCCCCUUCCCUUCCCUCCCUUCCUAUACGUCUGAGGGUCUCAGCUGUACCGGCACAGAAUAGGAGAGGUUUACCUGCCAACAGUUCAGGUGCAGGGAAGGGGCUUCCUAGCGCCAGUGAGGAGGGAUAUCUGUGUUGGGAAAAUCCUUGCUCUGAGACUGUCGAGAGCAUGCUGUGGGAGGGAGGUGUGCAGAGAGGGCCUGGUGUCUUAGCGGCAUGUCUUAGGGACAGGGAAUAAGAGCUUGGUCUUGGAGUCAGACGGACCUAAAUUCAAGCCCUGGCUCUGCAACGUAGUUACUGUGUGACCACUGGCAAUUUUUUCAGCCUUUUAGAGCUUGUCUAGCUCACCUGUAAAAUGGAGGUUAAAAUAACACUGCUUCAAGCUUUGGCUUCAUGCUGCUUUAUAAAGCUGUUGUGGGAACUAAACGUGCACAGAGUACUUAGGAUCUGCCUGGCACAGGUGCACUGUUGUUGCUGUUAUUAUUAUUACAACUACUAGCUGUUACUACUACUGCUACAUACCCUACUACAUACCCUGCUGCCUUGGUGUGUCCCCUCCCCUCCUACCUCCCAGGCCUCUUCCACUCUCCCCCGCCCCCCCACAACAGCCCAGAUAAUGACCUUUCUUCUUCGAGGGUCCCAGGUCCGGUGUCUGUGCUCUUAGCAUUGUUAGCAGCCUUCCAAUGGGGAUGACAGGGAGGCCUCUGCAGAAGCUUCAGCCUCCCCAGAACUGGCCCCCUUGAUUUCUUCUAAACAAGUCCCUGGCCCAGCUUUGGACGCUUACUGUGGUGUCAGGAGUGAAGGCCCCCCUCGAUGUGUACGGUGGGAGGUGGGAGGCAGAGCAGGCCUGACCAAGCAGCUGCAGGCGAGCCAGCGUGGACUGGGGCAGGAGCAGCCCUGCCUUGGAUCCCCUUUCACAGACUCCACCCCCAUCUCCCCAGCUCCAAGUGUGCAGUCGCCCUCCCCUAGGCGCUGAGCGGCCAUCCCCACGCCUGGUACCCUCCAUCAGGCAUGCACGCGCACGUGCACUCAGGCCCAUCUGCCACGUGUGCCUUCCCUUCCUCCAAGCCCCAAGCCUGUGCUGUGGCUCACCAGGCAACAGGGCUGCGAUGGGGGGGGGUGCCUGUACUGCUGGGGGAGGGGAGGCUCCCAGUUCCCUGGAGGCACGUGGACCUGCCAACUCCCCCCCACCCCCCCCACCCCCCAGCACGUUCUUCCUUCCUCUGUCUUGCUUCUGCAGACACACACGUACUUGUAGUUCGUUCAUUCUGAUUGGAGAGGCAGAGCCGGACUCCUGUAGCCGGGACGGCCCCACCCUGCAGCUUCACGAUGGCGCCCAGGGUUGUUUUCAGUCUGGGGGCUGCCUUUUGGGUCUCUGCUUUGUAUUGGGUUGGCUGUCAGGGAAUGAGAGUUUAAAAGCAAGAGAAAGGGGUUUGUUCAGAAGGCGGUUGCUGUGGCCUCAGCACUCGCUGCUUGUCCGAAUCCUCUCCCGGUGGCGGGGCCUGGGUGACUUGGAUGCCCUCCUAGUCUCCCCCUCCCCCAGCUUCCAUAUGCGAGACAAAGGGGGUGCGAGCACCGGAGAGUCGCUCUCACUCACAGCAGGGCCGGGAGCUGAGGAAGGAAAUGGAGGAGGAAGUUCCUCCCCUUCUGGCUGCUGGGUGAAAGUGAAAGGCAGCAGGGGGUUGGAGUGAGUCACGGCCGCCGCGGGAGGGGAAGGGCUGGGGAGCUGCGGAAGCGUGCGGAGAAGCGAUAGCACGGCCGCCUCCCUGGGGCCAGGGGCAUCGCCGGGUGUAGCCAGGGCUUCAUACCAGAGCCUGCCCGGCAUGCCCAGCCAACCCUCCUCUGCGCCUCUCGGCUGGUUUCCUGGGAACUCCCGGGGCUGCUAACGAUGACCUGGGGCAUCUAGGUUCUGACGUCUGAGGUCAGCCUGGACCUUCAGAUUUAUUUGCGGGGGCUUCCUGAGCUCCCCUCCUCUGCUAGACGAACUGGCUCAGGUUCAGAAUCUUAGCAUGGGGAAGAGAUGGGCCAUGUAGCUCCCACCCUCACCAACUUCCCAGGGAGGCAAACAAAACAAAAGACAAAACCAACCCUCUCUGAAGAAAGAAAAAGUCUUUGAAAAUACACGCAAGGUAUAGGUGCUCCAGGGCCCUGUGGAGCACCAUGAACUGGGAAGAGUAGAGGAGCCUGAGAGCCUCUCUGCCAAAAGGAAGGAAGUGCCAGCAAUUCUUUCUCCCCGUGCCUGACCGCAUCAUCCAGCGUUUCCUCUGCCCCCUCUGGCUGCUGGACUAGGGCCAAGCUUCCAGCAGGACCAUCCCCCAGGGGAUGGGCAACUGGUGAAGUAGGUCUCACUGCUGGGGCCCAGUUGGCCACACCAUGAACCUCCAGGCCCAGCCCAAGGCUCAGAACAAGCGGAAGCGUUGCCUCUUUGGGGACCAGGAAUCAGCUCCCAAGGAGCAGCUCCAACCCCUGCAAGCACCACAGCAACCCCCGGCCCCUCCACCGUCCAGAGUGAAGGAGGAGCCUUACUUUGCGCACGAGGGUCCGGCAGGGGCUGCCCCCGCCUCCCAGCCUGUGGAACUGCCCCCUUCCAACAGCCUGGCCCUGCUGAACUCCGUGGUGUAUGGGUCUGAGCGCACCAUGUUGUCUCAGCAGGUGGGCUCGGUCAAGUGGCCCAACUCUGUGAUGGCUCCAGGGCGGGGCCCGGAGCGUGGAGGGGUUGGGAGUGUCGGUGACAGCGGCUGGCAGCAGCAGCCGGGCCAGCCUCCUCCCCACUCGACGUGGAAUCGCCACACCCUGCCCCUUUACAGUGGACCCAAGGGAAGCCCUCAUCCUGGCAUGGGGGUCUCCACCUACUAUAACCACCCUGAGCCACUGAAGCGGGAGAAGGCCGGGGGGCCACAGCUGGACCGCUUUGGGAACGCUGUGCGGCCAGUGAUGCCUCAGAAGGUGCAGCUGGAGGUUGGGCGGCCCCAGGCACCCCUGAACUCUUUCCACGUGGCCAAGAAGCCGCCGAACCAGACGCUGCCCCUGCAGCCCUUCCAGCUGGCGUUCGGCCACCAGGUGAACCGGCAGGUCUUCCGGCAGGGCCCAUCGCCGCCCAACCCCGUCGCCGCCUUCCCACCGCAGAAGCAGCAGCAGCAGCAGCAAGCGGCCCUGCCCCAGAUGCAGCUCUUUGAGAACUUCUACCCCAUGCAGCAGCCACCCUCUCAGCAGCCCCAGGACUUUGGCCUGCAGCCAGCCGGGCCGCUGAGUCAAUCCCACCUGGCUCACCACAGCCUGGCACCCUACCCCUUCCCCCCAAACCCUGACAUGAACCCAGAACUGCGCAAGGCCCUCCUGCAGGAGUCAGCCCCGCAGCCUGUGCUACCUCAGGCCCAGAUCGCCUUUCCCCGCCGUUCCCGCCGCCUCUCUAAGGAGGGCGUCCUGCCUUCCACCACCCUGGAUGGGGCUGGCACCCAACCUGGGCAGGAUCCCACCAGCAACCUGUUCCUGCACCACUGGCCCCUGCAGCAGCCGCCACCUGGCCCCCUGGGGCAGCCCCAUCCUGAAGCUCUGGGAUUCCCGCUGGAGCUGAGGGAGUCGCAGUUGCUGUCGGAUGGGGAGAGACUGGCGCCCAACGGCCGGGAGCGGGAGGCUUCCGCCAUGGGCAGCGAGGAGGGCACGCGGGCUGUGGGCACAGGGGACUGUGGGCAGGUGCUACGGGGUGGGGUGAUCCAGAGCACUCGACGGAGGCGCCGGGCAUCCCAGGAGGCCAAUUUGCUGACCCUGGCCCAGAAGGCAGUGGAGCUGGCCUCACUGCAGAACACAAAGGAUGCCAGUGGCUCUGAGGAGAAGCGGAAAAGUGUAUUGGCUUCAACUACCAAGUGUGGGGUGGAGUUUUCUGAGCCUUCCUUAGCUGCCAAGCGAGCACGAGAGGACAGCGGGAUGGUACCCCUCAUCAUCCCAGUGUCUGUGCCUGUGCGGGCUGUGGACCCAACUGAGGCAGCCCAAGCUGGAGGUGUUGACGAGGAUGGAAAGGGUCCUGAACAGAACCCCACUGAACACAAGCCGUCGGUCAUCGUCACCCGCAGGCGGUCCACCCGUAUCCCCGGGACUGAUGCCCCAGCACAGGCUGAGGACAUGAACGUCAAGUUGGAGGGGGAACCUUCAGUGCGGAAACCAAAGCAGCGGCCGAGGCCUGAGCCUCUGAUCAUCCCCACGAAGGCGGGCACUUUCAUCGCCCCUCCCGUCUACUCCAACAUCACCCCGUACCAGAGCCACCUGCGCUCCCCUGUCCGCCUAGCUGACCACCCCUCCGAACGGAGCUUUGAGCUGCCCCCCUAUACACCACCCCCGAUCCUCAGCCCCGUGCGGGAAGGCUCCGGACUCUAUUUCAAUGCCAUCAUGUCGACCAGCAGCAUGCCAGCCCCUCCUCCCAUCACGCCAAAGAGUGCCCAUCGCACCCUGCUCCGGUCUAAUAGCGCUGAAGUCACCCCGCCUGUCCUCUCUGUGAUGGGGGAGGCCACCCCAGUGAGCAUCGAGCCACGGAUCAAUGUGGGCUCCCGGUUUCAAGCAGAAAUCCCCUCGAUGAGGGACCGCGCCCUGGCAGCCGCAGACUCCCACAAGGCCGACUUGGUGUGGCAGCCAUGGGAGGACCUAGAGAGCAGCCGGGAGAAGCAGAGGCAAGUGGAAGACCUGCUGACAGCUGCCUGCUCCAGCAUUUUCCCUGGAGCUGGCACCAACCAGGAGCUGGCCCUGCACUGUCUGCACGAGUCCAGGGGAGACAUCCUGGAAACGCUGAAUAAGCUGCUACUGAAGAAGCCCCUGCGGUUCCACAACCACCCAUUGGCAACUUAUCACUACACAGGCUCCGACCAGUGGAAGAUGGCUGAGAGGAAGCUGUUCAACAAGGGCAUUGCCAUUUACAAGAAGGAUUUCUUCUUGGUGCAGAAGCUGAUCCAAACCAAGACCGUGGCCCAGUGCGUGGAGUUCUACUACACCUACAAGAAGCAGGUGAAGAUUGGCCGCAAUGGGACGCUAACCUUCGGGGAUGUGGAUACAAGUGAUGAAAAGUCGGCCCAGGAAGAGGUUGAAGUGGAUAUUAAGACUUCCCAGAAGUUCCCAAGGGUGCCUCCUCCCAGAAGAGAGUCCCCAAGUGAAGAGAGGCUAGAGCCUAAGAAGGAAGUAAAGGAGACCAGAAAGGAGGAGGAGGAAGAGAUGCCAGAAGCCCAGGAGAAGGGGGAGCAGGAAGAGGGGCGAGAGCGAAGCCGGCGGGCAGCGGCUGUCAAAGCCACGCAGACACUACAGGCCAAUGAGUCGCUCUCCUUGUUUGACCCUCUCCAGGCCAAUGACAUCCUCAUCCUCCGAAGCCACGAAUCCAAUGCCCCUGGAUCUGCGUGUGGCCAGGCCUCAGAGAAGCCAAGGGAGGGGCCAGGGAAGUCACGUAGGGCACUUCCUUUUUCGGAGAAGAAGAAAAAACCAGAGCCAUUUAAUAAGAGCCAGAAUCAGGAGAACACUUUUCCGUGUAAAAAAUGUGGCAGGGUGUUUUACAAGGUGAAGAGCCGCAGCGCUCACAUGAAGAGCCACGCCGAGCAGGAGAAGAAGGCGGCCGCUCUGAGGCAGAAGGAGAAAGAGGCCGCGGCCGCUGCGGCCACUGCGGCCGCCUCCCCCCACCAGCCGGCCCUGAGGGAGGAGAGCAGCGCGGGCGAGAGGGGCUGACGCCCGGGGCUCCAGGCCGUGCUCCAGCCUGAGACGCUCUGCCAGCACUGGAACCUCCGGAGGGAGAGAUCACGUGGACUUGUCUCUGCAAAACGGAUACAAUUAAAUAAACGGCUCUUUUACUUAUACAGGGCCCAGGAGCAGUGUUAAGGGCUGCAGGAUCCAGUUCUCUUGCAUUUGGUCUGUCGGAAGUUUCCCUCCUGCUUUCCUGGGACUGGGAGAGUCCCUGCUCGCUGGGGCUGCCCCUGGGGAGGGGCUCCAGCGCUGCCGCAGCUGCCUCUCACAUGGACCUCUGCCGCCACGCCACGAGGUCGCUUCUCUCCCUCUUUGUUUCCCUUGCUCCCUUAGGUCACCAUGGAGAGACAAGCACAAGCACAAGCACACCCCCUUGGCAGCAUUAAUCCCCCGCCCCAGGGGACCUGUACAGGCCCUGCCCCAAGCCCCGGAAAGAGGGACUCCGUGGGAAGGAGUGUGGUGGCCAUCUCCGAGAGGGAGCUCAGCCUGGCAUUUGUGCUGUCUCCCACGCGGCAGUGUCCAGGCCAUGCUGCUCCAGUGACUAUGUCCUCAGAGAGGCCGCGUCCUCCGUGGGAGGGAGGCUGCCAGAACGGGUGCAGGGAGAGAGACCAGGACUGGUACCUAUCCCUUUGCUGCUCGCUAGCAGCCUGCUGGGGCUGGAAAGUUUUCUCAGAUGUUUGGGGAAGGAGCCAAUGUUCUUUGCAAGCUCUCAGCCUGCUGGAGGGAAGGAAACUGUGCAGAGGAAGGAAGCUGCAGGGCUGCUACAGGGCUAGGCCUGAGGGAGCUUUUGAUAAGCCUUGGCUUUUCCUGCUUCCCACCUUUUUGCCAAAUACCUUUGGGCCCUGGAGGCUGCUAAGGGAGCUUAGCCUAGGCCCAGCCUGCUCCUCCUUGGUGCAAGUUUCCUGCCUGCCUCUGUCCUGCCCUUGGCAGCUGCCACCUAACCCCACCCCACCUGGUCUAGUGCUGAUAUCCACAGCUCAGCCCUCAGUCCUGCAUGCUGGAGAUUUCUGGAUCCUUCCCUGGGAGGGGGAGGUCUCCUAGCCAGAUGGGACAGGAGCCUUCAUUCCUUGACUUGUGUCAUUUGGGAGCUAUUUAUUUAUUCUUAAUAUUUAAUUUUUAACAUCCUCUCAGGGACCAGGGGCUUCCUCCUUUCCAGAGGCCCAAGUGCAUUUAUCCCAAAACAAGGCACCUUCUUGGCACCACCCUCCCCCCCACAUUUCCAAGACCCUAAAGUCCCUCGUUUUGCCAAUAGGAAUGAUAGUAGCACUGAAAGAGGGUGGAAAGGUGGAAGAUGUCACAAAGACACACGGAGACUAGCAGGAUCAAGGGAGAUCAAAGGCAGUUCUUGUUGCUACGUCUUCUUUGGCUGUACUUUCAAGUAGCUUGAGGGGAUUGGCUGGAAGCCAGAUUCUGGUUUUGUUUCUGGCUUGAAGAAGCCAUAUUUGGUGUGGAGUCACUGAAGUGGAAGGGCUGGAAGAUUCUGGAGGUCCCUUCACUUGCCAGUCCCGUAGGAGGGCUGAGUUAUUUUUCUGAUCUUGCUAUUCAACUUUAGUUGUGUAAAAGAAGUUCUAAGUGAAUCCAUGUUAGGAAGGAGCCAAAAAGUAUUCAUUCUGCUACUCUUCUGAGAUGGCCUAAAGGCGUCACAUUGGGAGUGGGGAGGGAGUUUUGUUUCUAAACUAUGCACUAUCAGGUAUGUAUUAGCAUUCAUUUAUGCAUUAAUAUGGUUAUACAUGAGCCCAGCUAUGGGAGUUAACAAAAUUCUCCCCCCUCCCCAACUUCUGAUGGCUACCUAGACCUCUAACUUCCCAGUUAGUUUCUUCCAUAGGCUUUUACAAGCUCAACGGCCCAAGACUGCAAAAAUCUGGUAUACCCUCCAAAAACAGGAGGGUAGCAAAUUUAGGCUCUCUUCUAAAUCACAUAUGUAAUAUGAGUGCCUUCGCAGCUUUGCCCCAAAGUGCUACUUAAGUUUCCCAAGGUUUU
Molecule: messenger RNA, 8032 nt
Organism: Physeter macrocephalus (sperm whale)
Lineage: Eukaryota; Metazoa; Chordata; Mammalia; Artiodactyla; Physeteridae
Gene: MIDEAS
Product: mitotic deacetylase associated SANT domain protein
Exons: 13
Coding region: 2714-6037 (1107 amino acids)
Biological process (GO): negative regulation of DNA-templated transcription; regulation of transcription by RNA polymerase II
Cellular component (GO): transcription regulator complex; histone deacetylase complex
Molecular function (GO): transcription corepressor activity
Source: RefSeq, a predicted model, not a curated record